AUGGCCGCUAAGUCAGACGGGAGGCUGAAAAUGAAGAAGAGCAGCGACGUGGCGUUCACCCCGCUGCAGAACUCGGACCACUCGGGCUCGGUGCAGGGAUUGGCUCCGGGCUUGCCGUCGGGGUCGGGAGCCGAGGACGAGGAGGCAGCUGGGGGCGGGUGCUGCCCGGACGGCAGCGGUUGUUCGCGCUGCUGUUGCUGCUGCGCGGGGAGCGGUGGCUCGGGCGGCGGCUCGGGGGUCUCCAGCGGCGUUGGUGGCCCCGGCGGCGGCGGGGCGGGCUCGGCAGCGCUGUGCCUGCGCCUAGGUAGGGAGCAACGGCGCUACUCGCUGUGGGACUGCCUCUGGAUCCUGGCCGCCGUGGCCGUGUACUUCGCGGACGUGGGCACGGACAUUUGGCUCGCCGUGGACUACUACUUGCGCGGCCAGCGCUGGUGGUUCGGACUCACGCUCUUCUUCGUGGUGCUCGGCUCGCUCUCUGUGCAAGUGUUCAGCUUCCGCUGGUUUGUGCACGAUUUCAGCACCGAGGACAGCGCCACAGCCGCGGCUGCCUCCAGCUGCCAGCAGACAGGAACCGAUUGCAAGACCACGGUUAGUAGUGGGUCUGCAGCCGCAGAAGGUGAGGUUCGUCCUUCCACGCCGCAGAGGCAAGCAUCCAACGCCAGCAAGAGCAACAUCACCGCUCCCAACAGUGGCAGCAAUAGCAGCGGGGCCAGCAGCAAACACAGGUCUGCCUCCUGCUCCUUCUGCAUCUGGCUCCUGCAGUCACUCAUCCACAUCUUGCAGCUCGGGCAAAUCUGGAGAUAUUUCCACACAAUAUACCUAGGUAUUCGAAGCCGACAGAGUGGGGAGAAGGACAGAUGGAGAUUUUAUUGGAAAAUGGUGUAUGAGUAUGCAGAUGUGAGUAUGCUGCAUUUGCUCGCCACCUUUCUGGAAAGUGCCCCGCAGCUGGUCCUGCAGCUCUGCAUUAUCGUACAGACUCAUAGCUUACAGGCCCUCCAAGGUUUCACAGCAGCAGCUUCCCUUGUGUCUUUGGCUUGGGCCUUGGCCUCAUACCAGAAGGCCCUCCGGGACUCUCGAGAUGACAAGAAGCCCAUCAGCUACAUGGCUGUUGUCAUCCAGUUCUGCUGGCACUUCUUCACUAUUGCUGCCAGGGUCAUCACCUUUGCCCUUUUUGCCUCGGUUUUCCAGCUGUACUUUGGGAUCUUCAUCGUCCUUCACUGGUGCAUCAUGACCUUCUGGAUCGUCCACUGUGAGACAGAAUUCUGUAUCACCAAAUGGGAAGAGAUCGUGUUCGAUAUGGUGGUGGGGAUCAUUUACAUCUUCAGCUGGUUCAACGUCAAGGAAGGCAGGACACGCUGCAGGCUCUUCAUUUACUAUUUUGUGAUCCUUUUGGAAAAUACAGCCUUGAGUGCCCUCUGGUACCUCUACAAGGCUCCUCAGAUUGCAGAUGCAUUUGCCAUCCCAGCGCUGUGUGUGGUGUUCAGCAGCUUUUUAACUGGCGUUGUUUUUAUGCUGAUGUAUUAUGCCUUCUUUCAUCCGAAUGGACCCAGAUUCGGGCAGUCACCAAGUUGUGCUUGUGAGGACCCAGCCGCUGCCUUCACUCUGCCUCCAGAAGUGGCCACAAGUACUCUGCGGUCCAUCUCCAACAACCGCAGUGUUGCCAGUGACCGCGACCAGAAAUUUGCAGAGCGGGAUGGGUGUGUACCUGUCUUUCAGGUGAGACCCACAGCCCCAUCCACCCCAUCAUCUCGCCCACCACGGAUUGAAGAAUCUGUCAUUAAAAUUGACCUGUUCAGGAAUAGGUACCCAGCAUGGGAGAGACAUGUUUUGGACCGAAGCCUCCGAAAGGCCAUUUUAGCCUUUGAAUGUUCCCCAUCUCCUCCAAGGCUGCAGUACAAAGAUGAUGCUCUUAUUCAGGAGCGGUUGGAGUAUGAAACCACUUUAUAA
This is a messenger RNA of Pteronotus mesoamericanus, 1947 nucleotides long. RefSeq names its product XK related 4 (gene XKR4). NCBI's taxonomy places the organism in Eukaryota, Metazoa, Chordata, Mammalia, Chiroptera, Mormoopidae. Gene Ontology annotation, biological process: apoptotic process involved in development; phosphatidylserine exposure on apoptotic cell surface; engulfment of apoptotic cell. The transcript has 3 exons. The record is from RefSeq and is a predicted model, not a curated record. Gene Ontology annotation, cellular component: plasma membrane. The coding region runs from base 1 to 1947 and encodes 648 amino acids.